CCGGCGGCCUCCGAGCGCUGGUGCAGUAGUCGCGACCGCAGUCCCUGCGCGUCCCGAGCCCCCGGGAGCGCCAUGGCCGAGCUGUGCCCGCUGGCCGAGGAGCUGUCGUGCUCCAUCUGCCUGGAACUCUUCAAGGAGCCGGUCACCACUCCGUGUGGCCAUAACUUCUGCGGGUCGUGCCUGAACGAGACGUGGGUCGUCCAGGGCGCCCCGUACCUGUGCCCGCAGUGUCGCGCCGUCUACACCACGCGCCCGCAACUGCACAAGAACACGGUGAUGUGCACGGUGGUGGAGCAGUUCCUGAAGGCCGAGAUGACUCGGGAGCUGCCCGCCGACGGUUGGACGCCGCCCACCCGCGCCUCCGUCCCCAGCCUCGGCGCCCAGGUGGCCUGCGACCACUGCCUGAAGGAGGCUGCGGAGAAGACGUGCCUCGUGUGCAUGGCCUCCUUCUGCCAGGAGCACCUGCGGCCGCAUUUCGACAGCCCUGCCUUCCUGGACCACCCGCUGCAGUCGCCGGUGCGCGACUUGCUGCGCCGCAAAUGUCCCCAGCACAACCGGCUGCGGGAGUUUUUCUGCCCCAAGCACAGCGAGUGUAUCUGCCACAUCUGCCUGGUGGAGCACAAGGCCUGCUCGCCCGUGUCCCUGAGCCAGGCCAGCGCCGAACUGGAGACCAAGCUGAGGCAGAAACUAACUGUCAUGUACGGUCAGAUCAACGGGGCGUCGAGAGCACUGGAGGACGUGAGAGCCAAGCAGCAGGAUGUGCGGGUGACUGCAAACAAGAAGAUAGAGCAGCUUAGACAAGAAUACAUGGAAAUGAAGGCUCUCAUUGAUGCCUCAGAGGCCACUUCCACACGGAAGAUAAAGGAAGAGGAGAAGAGGGUCAACAGCAAAUUUGACACAAUUUAUCAGAUUCUUCUCAAGAAGAAGAGUGAGAUUCAGACGCUGAAGGAAGAGCUUGAGCUUGGCCUGACCAAGGGGGACGAGUUUGAGUUUCUGGAGAAAGCGUCAAAACUGCAAGAAAUCUCCACGAAACCAGUCUACAUCCCUAAGGUGGAGCUGAAUCACGAGCUGAUCAAGGGCGUCCACCAGAGCGCCUUACACCUCAAAAGUGAACUGAAGUGUUGCCUCAGGCAUCUCCAGGAGCCCGGCUCAGGUAGCUGUGACCCUGAAGAGCAUGAGCCAGCAUCCACACAGAAGCCUUCACGCCCCACGAAGAAGGUCUCAAAAGACGAAAAGAAAAAGAAACCUUCCACUACCCCUGUCUCACCCAGCAAGCUUUCCUUCGGAGUCUCGGAACAGCAAGUGGAUUUAAUACAAGCUGACCUGGAGGCUGCAGCCACGCCUGCAUCUCUCAAGGCCAAGGUGCUGGAGACCUUCCUAGCCAAGUCCAGGCCCGAGCUCCUGGAGUAUUACGUUAAAGUCAUCCUGGAUUAUAACACCGCCCACAGCAAGGUGGCUCUGUUGGAAAACUAUACCACAGCUUCUGUGGCUGACACACCUCAGAGUUACCGGCCGCAUCCCCAGAGGUUCACAUCCUGCUCUCAGGUGCUGGGCCUGCACUGCUACAAGAAAGGGAUCCACUACUGGGAGGUGGAGAUGCAGAAGAACAACUUCUGUGGGGUGGGUAUCUGCUAUGGCAGCAUGAGUCGCCAAGGCCCUGAGAGCAGGUUGGGCCGCAACAGCUCCUCCUGGUGCGUGGAGUGGUUCAACACCAAGAUCUCUGCCUGGCACAACAAUGUGGAGAAAACCCUGCCCUCCACCAAGGCCACGCGGGUUGGUGUGCUUCUCAACUGUGACCACGGCUUCGUCAUCUUCUUCGCUGUUGCUGACAAGGUCCACCUGAUGUAUAAGUACAAGGUGGACUUUACGGAAGCUCUGUACCCAGCCUUCUGGGUGUUCUCUGCUGGUGCCACACUCUCUGUCUGUUCCCCCAAGUAGGCAGGCCAUUGACAGGUCUGGUUGGGCUGACUACCGAGGACUCAAGACUCUAUUGAAAUUGCUGCAGGUAGUACUUUCCUCGGAAGACUUCCUCGAA
Messenger RNA from Carlito syrichta (Philippine tarsier), 2035 nucleotides. It is a transcript of the gene TRIM25, whose product is annotated as tripartite motif containing 25. Gene Ontology annotation, molecular function: protein binding. NCBI's taxonomy places the organism in Eukaryota, Metazoa, Chordata, Mammalia, Primates, Tarsiidae. Bases 73 to 1938 code for a protein of 621 amino acids. The transcript has 9 exons. The record is from RefSeq and is a predicted model, not a curated record.